This is a messenger RNA of Carlito syrichta (Philippine tarsier), 1307 nucleotides long. RefSeq names its product limb and CNS expressed 1 (gene LIX1). Gene Ontology annotation, cellular component: cytoplasm. Lineage: Eukaryota; Metazoa; Chordata; Mammalia; Primates; Tarsiidae. The coding region runs from base 297 to 1145 and encodes 282 amino acids. The transcript is spliced from 6 exons. The record is from RefSeq and is a predicted model, not a curated record. Gene Ontology annotation, biological process: autophagosome maturation.
AGCGAGCUUCCCCAGCCAGCCUGUAGGUGGGUGUGUUUAACAGAAGGAAGCAAUGGGAACCCGCCUGUCAGCCAGCCUUUCGAGCUAAUUAGCUCAGCCUACAACAAAGAUAAGUGAGCCUGGGAAGAGGGCCCCCUGAGGGGUCUUUAGAUUCUGGGAAAUGUCUGAUUGGCAGAUGUUAAAAGGGAUUCUUUGGUAAUCCAGUGCAUCAAUGAGCUGCACAAAUUCAGUCCAGGACUGCAAGAAUUCAGGCAUGAGGACACUCUGUGCAGGAGGCUCGCACAGGCAGACCCAAGAUGGACAGAACCUUGGAAUCUCUGAGACACAUCAUUGCCCAAGUCUUGCCUCACAGAGACCCAGCUCUAGUCUUCAAAGACUUGAAUGUUGUGUCAAUGUUACAGGAGUUUUGGGAGAGCAAGCAGCAGCAGAGGGCUGCGUUCCCCAGUGAAGGCGUGGUGGUCUACGAGUCGCUGCCAGCCCCUGGACCUCCCUUUGUGAGUUAUGUGACUCUCCCAGGAGGAAGCUGUUUUGGCAACUUUCAGUGCUGCUUAAGUAGAGCGGAGGCCAGACGAGAUGCAGCUAAAGUGGCCCUAAUCAACUCCCUCUUCAACGAGCUGCCCUCCCGCAGGAUCACCAAGGAAUUCAUUAUGGAAAGUGUGCAGGAGGCAGUAGCCUCUACCAGCGGCACUUUAGAUGAUGCAGAUGACCCCAGCACUAGCAUUGGCGCCUAUCACUACAUGCUGGAGUCAAACAUGGGGAAGACCAUGCUGGAGUUUCAGGAGUUGAUGACCAUUUUUCAACUAUUGCACUGGAAUGGAAGCCUAAAAGCCCUUCGUGAAACAAAGUGUUCCCGACAGGAAGUAAUCUCCUACUAUUCCCAGUAUUCCCUAGACGAAAAGAUGCGCAGCCACAUGGCCCUGGACUGGAUCAUGAAGGAACGGGAGUCACCAGGGAUUCUCUCUCAAGAGCUACGAAUGGCCCUGAGGCAGCUGGAGGAAGCCAGGAAAGCAGGACAAGAACUCCGGUUUUACAAAGAAAAGAAAGAAAUCCUGAGCUUAGCCUUGACUCAGAUCUAUAGUGACCCUGACACGUCCUUGCCCGGUGAUGAUCAGCUGAGCCUCGCGGCCCUGUGUGGCUAUCACUAGUAGGGCCAGGCCCCAGGUACCUCAAGGAUGGCAGAGGCUGGACUCUAACACUAGGAAACUCAGUGAAGGAGGUCCUUCCUCAAGGGCAUUAGCAUUUCUGGCUGCUACCCGAGAGCUGUACGAAUUCUCUCCACCCAUCCAUUCACAGAAUAGGAGAGUUGU